AUGUCUCGCUCGUUGUUUAGCCUGGGCCUUGCUACCACGGCUUCCCUCGUUGCUGCCACCGGUCCGUGCGAUAUCUACGCAUCAGGAGGCACACCCUGCGUUGCGGCACACAGUACAACUCGUGCUCUGUAUACUUCUUACAGCGGCUCUCUCUACCAGAUCACCAGAGGUUCUGACAGUACCAAAACCGACAUCAAACCACUCUCAGCUGGUGGAGUCGCCAAUGCCGCUGCUCAGGAUACUUUCUGCAGUGGCACAACUUGUGUGAUCUCAAUAAUCUAUGACCAAUCAGGCCAGGGCAACCACCUCACCCAAGCACCUCCUGGGGGUGCCGCAAAUGGUCCUGAACCCAACGGCUACGACUAUCUAGCAAGCGCCAUCGGUGCUCCCGUGACGCUUAACGGGCAAAAGGUAUAUGGUGUCUUUAUCCCACCUAAAACCGGCUAUCGAAACAAUUCUCCUCGCGGAACAGCCACUGGCGAUGAGCCAGAGGGUAUGUACGCCGUUUUAGAUGCGACAAAUUAUAAUGAUGGAUGCUGCUUCGACUAUGGCAAUGCCGAGCCUAGUAAUCUAGACACUGGCAACGGCCACAUGGAGGCCAUUUUCUUUGGCGACCGUAGAGCCCACGGCUAUGGCGCUGGCUCGGGCCCCUGGCUCUUAGCCGAUCUCGAAAACGGCUUGUAUACCUCUGGAGGCGACGAUGGCUAUGGCCGUAACCCCAACAACCCAAGCAUCAAUUUUCGAUUUGUGACGGCAGUUCUUAAGGGCAAUUCCGGGAAUCAAUGGGCGAUCCGUGGAGGGAAUGCUGUCUCCGGAAGCCUAUCGACGUUUUAUAGUGGUGUCCGCCCGACACCUAACUAUCACCCCAUGAGCAAAGAGGGUGCUAUCGUUCUCGGCAUUGGUGGUGAUAACAGUAACGCUGGCCGAGGUACUUUUUACGAGGGCGUGAUGACGACCGGUUAUCCCUCUGAUGCCACUGAAAAUGCCGUCCAAGCCAACAUUGUAGCCGCCAAGUAUGCACCUGGUGCGCUUCAGAGUGGUCCAGAGAUCACAGUUGGCUCAACCGUCUCGUUCCGCGCCACAACAUCACCAUGCUGCACAACUAAAUACGUUACCCAUGUGGGCGCGAAUUUGCAACUUCAAAUCGUAUCCUCGUCGAGUGCUAUCAGCUUGCAAAGGUCAGCGAGUUGGAUCGUUCAUGUUGGUCUCGGCAAUAGUGGGUGUCUGUCUUUUGAAUCCGUCGAUAGCCCAGGGAGCUUCAUACGGCACUCCAGCAACAAGCUCCAGGUCAAUGCAAACGAUGGUAGUAGGUUAUUUGCGCAAGAUGCUACAUUCUGCUCACACGAAGCGCUUGGCUCGGCGGGUACCAAUGCCCUGCGCUGCUGGAGCUUUCCAGCACGCUACUGGAGACAUUAUGGUGGCACUUUGUACAUCGCCAGCAAUGGUGGACCGAACACGUUCGACACGAAGACGGCAUUCAAUGAUGAUAUAAGCUUCGUUGUUACCGCUGGCUUCCAGUCGUGA
Molecule: messenger RNA, 1524 nt
Organism: Xylaria bambusicola
Lineage: Eukaryota; Fungi; Ascomycota; Sordariomycetes; Xylariales; Xylariaceae
Product: Arabinosidase B
Exons: 3
Coding region: 1-1524 (507 amino acids)
Biological process (GO): arabinan metabolic process; pectin catabolic process; L-arabinose metabolic process
Molecular function (GO): alpha-L-arabinofuranosidase activity
Source: RefSeq, a predicted model, not a curated record